AUGGUGGCCAUGAAGGAGAAGCUCUUGCAAGGCAAGAAGAUGAGAAGGUACUGUGGUACGCCAAGCCCCUCAUGGUACCUAAGAAACCCAGAGUCGCCCCUCAGACCAAGGAUGACUGAGGGUAAGAUGUUUGGACAUAUUGCUGGCAAGCCUUGGGUCUCCGUCGUAGACUGCGGGAAUGCGUUCAACCAAAUCCCGUUGGAGCGUAAGAGCAAGGACAUUCUGACUUUGGACUCAGUAAGACAGGUACAAGUAUCUUACCCUUCCAUUUGGAAGCACCGAAGCGUCGUGGCGACUCCAAGAGACACUGUAUCGUCUCUUCGAUGA
This is a messenger RNA of Sphaeroforma arctica JP610, 327 nucleotides long. RefSeq lists its product as hypothetical. Lineage: Eukaryota; Ichthyosporea; Ichthyophonida. The transcript has 2 exons. The record is from RefSeq and is a predicted model, not a curated record. Bases 1 to 327 code for a protein of 108 amino acids.